GACAGCAAGAGGACGAUCUGGGUUCCUCCAGUGCUGGGGCAGUGGCUUGGGAGUGGUGACAGGCAAGAGUCAGGUGCGGGUGCAGUUGCCCCUCCCUCACUCACUGCCCGCUGAGAGGCUGGCUGACUGCCUUGCUUGCCAUCCGUCACCUUCCCUCUUCUUCCCCCUCCACCACACAUCCAACACUUCCACUCCUCCAACAGUCACGUUCUGCUGUCCUGUCUUGCAUCACGCCCACGUCUCGUCCCUUCGAGCAACGCUUUAGUAAUCCUGUUACUGGAUCACAACAUCAUUCUUGCGACGACGCAGAAGACGAUAAAUACCCCUCGUCUCCUUCGCGCAACCGAGAAAGAACUUCUUCUUUAGAUACCCCCAACCGCAAAUACCAUCACCAUGGCCCUCAAGCGCAUUAACAAGGAACUCACUGAUCUCGGCCGCGACCCGCCCUCCUCAUGCUCUGCCGGUCCCGUCGGCGAGGAUUUGUUCCACUGGCAGGCGACGAUUAUGGGACCUGGUGACUCUCCUUACUCUGGCGGUGUCUUCUUCCUCGCCAUUCACUUCCCUACCGACUACCCCUUUAAGCCUCCUAAGGUCAACUUCACCACCCGCAUCUACCACCCUAACAUCAACUCCAACGGCAGCAUUUGCCUCGACAUCCUGCGAGACCAGUGGAGCCCUGCGCUCACCAUCUCCAAAGUGUUGCUGUCUAUCUGUUCGAUGCUGACGGAUCCCAACCCCGACGACCCUCUCGUCCCUGAAAUCGCCCACGUCUACAAGACUGACCGUGCCCGGUACGAAGCCACUGCCCGCGAGUGGACUCGAAAGUACGCCAUCUAGGCUUCGGCUUGGAGACGUUCUUUGGCGUGAGAUUGGGGAUUGCUGUAGAAGGCGAUGUGGCGGGUACUUAGGCUACCUCUCAUCGACGACUUUGGAGUCCUGGGCAAGACAGCCACCCUGCCUUGCGGACUGGACAGUUGCGGUGCUUAUGCGCACGUAGGCACUUCGUCCAGCUUGAGAGAGGCAAGUCGAGCAUCAGGCACUGCGGAGAAGAGAGCGAGUUUUACGAAUGAGAGACGCUGGAGUUAGAGAGGUCCAUUGGGCACACCAGAUAGCUGCUUCGGCUUAUGACAACGGCAUUGCAUUCCCAGACUGCGAAUUUGACAAGAUCCGGUUGAUUCGUAACUGACAUGCAGUGAAGUUCAUUGGGCGCUACAAACGUCGGGUAAUAUUGACGAGAGCGUUCUAGGUG
This is a messenger RNA of Verticillium dahliae VdLs.17, 1249 nucleotides long. Its product is annotated as ubiquitin-conjugating enzyme. Lineage: Eukaryota; Fungi; Ascomycota; Sordariomycetes; Glomerellales; Plectosphaerellaceae. Gene Ontology annotation, cellular component: nucleus. Gene Ontology annotation, molecular function: ubiquitin conjugating enzyme activity. The transcript has 6 exons. The coding region runs from base 394 to 837 and encodes 147 amino acids. Gene Ontology annotation, biological process: protein polyubiquitination; ubiquitin-dependent protein catabolic process. The record is from RefSeq and is a predicted model, not a curated record.